This is a messenger RNA of Sinocyclocheilus rhinocerous, 650 nucleotides long. Its product is annotated as probable isoprenylcysteine alpha-carbonyl methylesterase ICMEL2. NCBI's taxonomy places the organism in Eukaryota, Metazoa, Chordata, Actinopteri, Cypriniformes, Cyprinidae. Gene Ontology annotation, molecular function: arylformamidase activity. Bases 51 to 617 code for a protein of 188 amino acids. The record is from RefSeq and is a predicted model, not a curated record. The transcript is spliced from 6 exons.
AGGCUCUCAAACCAAGGCACAUAUACUGCCUUGCAAGAGCCGUGCUAGAGAUGCUGAAAUAUCUGCAGUAUGGCAAACUGUACUUUCAGUGGAAACUGUGGUACAGUAAUGACAAAAACAACAAGCACUAUGUGAAAGGCAUAACCUUUGGUCGACGAGGGAACAAACUAGAUUUAUAUUAUUCACCAAGCAUGGGCCAUUCUGAUACUGCUCCUGUACCGGUGGUUGUGUUUGUGUAUGGAGGUGCCUGGGGAUCAGGAGACCGCUCCAUUUACUGUCUGUUAGCCUUACAAAUAGCAAAAGAGCUUAAUGCCUCUGUAAUUUGUCCAGAUUAUUCCAUAUAUCCAAAGGGAAAUGUUUUAAAUAUGGUUCAAGACAUCAGUGACAGUUUGCUGUGGGUGAGAGAAAAGGGACAAACAUUCAACCUUGAUCAAGACAACAUAAUAUUAAUAGGUCAUUCAGCAGGGGCUCAUCUGUGUGCCCUUUCCACACUGUUUCUGGUGAACAAUGCAGAAGAGCUGUUCAUUGAGACCAACAUACAGAGAGAUCUUGUAUCUGCCAUUAAAGGAAUCAUAGAGUUCCUCCAGUGGCUUUGCUCCAUGGAACCAAUGACAUAGUUCCGGUGGAAUCAUCAGUGAAGUUCUCUGAGC